Messenger RNA from Nicotiana attenuata, 1777 nucleotides. RefSeq names its product peptidyl-prolyl cis-trans isomerase FKBP43-like. Bases 73 to 1434 code for a protein of 453 amino acids. Gene Ontology annotation, molecular function: peptidyl-prolyl cis-trans isomerase activity. The transcript has 11 exons. The record is from RefSeq and is a predicted model, not a curated record. Lineage: Eukaryota; Viridiplantae; Streptophyta; Magnoliopsida; Solanales; Solanaceae.
CACUUCACCUUCCUGUAGUAAGCAACUGAUUCAAGCUCCGCACCUUUGCGCAAAGUUUCUCAACACCUAAAUAUGGCGUUUUGGGGGGCUUUUAUAGAACCAGGGAAACCGUACACACUAAAGUUGCAUAACAAUAAUAAAAGGCGUGUUCGGAUUUCACAGGCGACACUGGGGGAGCGUAGUGGAUUGUGGAAAUCAAGAUCGAUAGUUCGAUGUGCCAUAGGCAGUCAACCUCCAAUUUCAAUCUGCUCAUUGUGCAAGGAAAUUCAUUGCUGUCAGUUGGAUCUUGAGUUCGAGGAGUUUGAUGACGUUGUUUUCUCAGUUGUUGGUCCACGUGGCGUCCACCUUGCCGGUUAUUACCUCUCUUCCAGGGAAACCACUAGUAAAAGUACUGGAACUGAUGAACUUGGAGUUGACUUGUAUGGAGAAGAUAUUAGCAAUGCAGUGUGUGAGAGAAAUAUAGAGGUGACAGCUAGCAAACCAGCGUUGCUGGAAACACAAAGCGGUGCUGAUGAUAAUGAUGAUGCAGGAAAAAUAGAGCUUUUGGUUCCAGUUGAGGGGAGAGGUACAAGCUUUAAUAAUAUCGCAACUGAUUGCGGACUCAAAGAAGAUACACCAAAGGCUAUGAACAAGGGCAACUGUCCACUGGCUAUAAUUCCAUGUCAGAAACCAAUCAUUGGAAAAGAUUCAAACAGAAGUCCCCAACCAGUAAAUGAAGUGAGUCAUUCUCGGGACAGAAAGAAAAGGAAGACUGAAAACCAGGAAAAUCGUUGUGACUCAAAUAUAUCCUCAUUCAGUUGGAGAUGGAAAAUUGAAGCUCACUUGCAACUCUUAAGGAGAUCAAUUAGAGUGCCAUGUCAUCAGAUACUUGCAUUAUCAGAUGGAAUGACGUUGCCAAGAGCUUCAAACAAAAGUCCCGAACCAGUAACUGAAAUGUGCCAUUCUCAGGAUAGAACGAAAGAAAAGAAAAGGAAGAUUGAAAACCAAGAAAAUCGUUAUGACUCAAAUAUAUUAUCUCAAUUGGAGAUGGAAAAUCGAAGCUCACUUGCAAAUCCUAAGGAGAUCACCGAGAGUUGCAAAGCACCACAGAUACUUACAUUAUCAAAUGGAGUGACUUUUGAGGUGCUGGUGAAGGGAAAACAAGAUGGAAAAGUAGCUUCCACAGGAAAGCAGGUCAAAAUUUAUUUCAUUGCCAAAUUAAGAGGUACAGGAUGCGUCGUUGGCUCUAACAUUGGUGAAGCUCCCCAUAGAUUCCGUCUAGGUGACAAGAACAUGGUAAAGGGAUUGAACAUUGGCAUUGAAGGUAUGCAUGUUGGUGAAAAGAGAAGACUAACUGUUCCACCAUCUUUGGGCUUUGGUAAAAAGGCUAGGCCUCCAGUACCGGCAGACUCAUGGCUCCAGUAUGACAUUGAAUUGGUUGAUAUAUGUGAAUAAUAGAGAUAAUAUACAGUUACUCCAUUCAACAAUGAAAGCAAUGUUGCCAACCCUUGCUGAGGUAGUUAUGUGAAGAGUUGUUUUACUAUCUUUAUAUGCAUUUUAGACAGUAAGUAAAGCAGCUCUCCUGUGAUGAUAUUAGCUUUUUUUUUUUUUUUUUUAAGCAUGAUGAUAUUUGCUUUGAUAACUGAAGUUUUGUUUUUUUGGCCUCCGGGAAAUGUUUAGUGGCCUGGUUGAAUUUUGCCGCGAUAUGAAUCGUGGUGUAUCAGUUUUGUUAGUUUAAUUUUAUUUAACAUAUCGUGCUAAACAACUUUUGUUUUGGACAAAGAGUCGUAGGAUAUUU